Messenger RNA from Umbelopsis ramanniana AG, 1251 nucleotides. RefSeq lists its product as uncharacterized. Gene Ontology annotation, cellular component: COP9 signalosome. Lineage: Eukaryota; Fungi; Mucoromycota; Umbelopsidomycetes; Umbelopsidales; Umbelopsidaceae. The transcript has 6 exons. The coding region runs from base 306 to 1091 and encodes 261 amino acids. The record is from RefSeq and is a predicted model, not a curated record.
GAAAAAUCAAGUUUGCAUGGUUAGGUGACGUCAAAAACUGGAGAAGGAUCAACUUUUGACUUACACAGCUGAAAAGCAUGGCAUUUUACAUAUCAAGGAUUUUAAAUACAAGUAUAUGGUCAUUGAUCUCUCGUUCAAUAGCCUGCUUGAGUCCUUCAAAUUCGAGCCAUCGAAGGUUGGAAAAGUAUAUGGUACACGUGACAUGUGACUUGCGUAAGCCCUUGUUUCCAAGCUUGGGACGGCCAGUGACAAAUAUUCUGCAUAUUACUGGUGGACUUUUGCGCUGAUAGCCUCGAUACACCGCCAUGAGUGAAGCAAUCUUACAUUCAUCCACACACCAAAGGCUGGAGCCGUUUUUAAUACUCUCCAAAUCAGUCAAAGGACCCGCCAACAUCAAGUUAAUUCAGGAUGUUUUGGCUGCGCCAAGUAUCUACGUGUUUGCGGAGUUACUCGAGUGUCCGAAUAUGAUGGAGGCAUCAGCUCUCCCAGAGGUAAUACCCUACUACACACUGCUCAAAAUCUUUUCUUACGGGACAUACCGGGACUAUGUUGAACAUGCAACGGAGCUCCCACCGCUAAACGAACAGCAAACUACCAAAUUAAAGCAUCUGUCAAUUGUAUCUAUGUCUGAAGAAAGUCGGACGAUAUCGUACGAUAAAUUGAUGAGCUAUUUGGAUGUCACAGACGUCAGGAAACUAGAAGAUUUAAUCAUCGGGGCAUUUUACGAAGAUGUAAUGAAGGGCAAGAUGGAUCAAAAGCGAAAGCAGUUGGAAGUUGAAUAUACCAUGGGACGUGACCUACGACCUGGACAGAGAAGCAGCGUGAUAAGCAUACUACAUGAGUGGUCACAAAACACCGACACUAUAUUGGCAAGCCUGGAUCAAAAAUUACAAUCUAUUCAUGAAACAGCUGCAGAGGAAAAACGUCAACGAGAGCAAUAUGACCGAGAGAUUGAACGAUUGAAGAAGGAAAUUAAAAGUAGCGGGGCUAUGGAUGUUGAGGAGGAUGGCGCAAGGGGCAAGGGACGUAGAACGAACACUGGACUAUACGAUGACGAGAGCUAUCGAGCCGCACGCACUCGCAAGAGGUAAAAAGAGGGAUUUAUUCAAUUUAUUUCUUUGGGGGAGAGGAGGGAAGAAAAGGGAGGGUAAAAGGAGGAAGCUGACUUCAUGUGUCUCCCCCCAGCAGAGGCUCCAAACGGUUCAUGUUAGGCCGCUCUUAGAAAGUCCGCCAUGUGUCACACGAGAAAAG